AUGCUCUCGUUCGAGCAUCGCCUCGCCCCACUUGGGUACACACGCGUCGCAUACGGCGUGGUUGGUGAUCUUGUUGCAUACAAAUUUUUUCACGGACCACUCCCGAAAUUGGAAUUCAACCUAGCAGCGUUCGUGGAAGAUUUGACCACUCACAUCAACGAACUUGGACUUGGAGAUUAUUUGUGCCUUCUACUCCGCGAGGAUACGCCUUUGAAUGGAGUCGAAUUCGACCUUGGUGAAGUCGGCACAGUGCUCAUUCCGGAGGCCGCAGCAAAGUAUGGGCAGCUCACGCAUACCACUGCUUGGGCAUUCGGGACCAAUGACAAGGGAAUUACCACCCUCAAAGGGCAGACCAAGCAUGCGAAUACUACCAAGGGAACUCACCGAGUGUUUGUGGACUCCAAAGCUGACACACAACCCGCUCUCGUCAACUUCCUACGCCAGGAUAGCCUUGUUCCGCCCAAUCCUCUGGUCCCUUUCUCUGGCUCAAUUCAGAGCUGGGAUUGCGUUGAUGUCGACAGGGCAGCUCCCUAA
Messenger RNA from Cercospora beticola, 534 nucleotides. RefSeq lists its product as uncharacterized. The record is from RefSeq and is a predicted model, not a curated record. NCBI's taxonomy places the organism in Eukaryota, Fungi, Ascomycota, Dothideomycetes, Mycosphaerellales, Mycosphaerellaceae.